GGUGACGGCGCAACCCUAAUAAGAUGAAAUUCCGUUUAAUCGUUUUCCUCCCAUAAUCGUUUUUAAGAGAUUCGAAGAUCAAAGCGAUGAAUACCCAGACUGAGAAACACCAGAAAAAUGAAAACGAGAAUUUUCCGGACCUUUUCCCUUCUCCUCCAUGAAAUGAAAUUCGCUGCAAAUAUGAAUUCAAAUCCUGCGCUGUUCAAUCUUCUUUCUCUCUCCUCCAAACGCUUCUCCUCUCUCUCUUCUUCACCGAACCCCAUCAUCGUCAACUACCUUAUUCAAACAUUUGGCUUCUCCCAAACCCUAGCCAACUCGAUCUCAAACCGCUUCUGGUGGGCCAAAUCCACAGAGAACCCCCAGUCUGUAAUUCAUUUUCUCAGGGACCUCGGAUUCUCCGAAGCCCACAUUCGAACUUCGGUCCGUGUUGCGCCCCAGAUAUUGUUCUCCGAUAUCGAUAAGACCCUCAAACCAAAGGUCCAGUUCUUUCAGCAACUGGGUCUUGUGGGUGCCGACUUGGGUAAGUUCAUUUCCAAGAAUUCUAAGGUUUUGACUAUUAGUUUGGAGAAAAAAUUGGUACCCUGCAUUGAAAUUCUCAAGAAAACGCUCUCAGAUGAUGAAAACAAUGGUGAUUUGAUUCGUGUUUUGCGGAGGUGCACUUGGGUCUUGUCCAGAAACCCUGAGUUGUUGCUUUCCAACAUUGCGUUCCUGGAGAGCUGUGGGAUUGUUGGGUCUCAGCUCUCAAUGCUGUUGACGCGGCAGCCACGACUAUUUGUUAUAAAGCAAUCCACUCUUAAGGACCUUGUUUCUCGGGCUGUAGACAUGGGGUUUUCAAUUGAAUCGAGGAUGUUGGUUUAUGCUCUGUAUACUAUUAGCUGCCUGCGGGAUGAGACUUUAAGGAAAAAGUUUGAAUUGUUUCGAAGUUGGGGGUUUACAGAACAAGAAUGCAUCGAAAUGUUCAGGAGGACACCAGGGUUGCUUAGGGCUUCCGAGGAGAAAUUAAAGCUGGGAAUGGAGUUUUUCAUGAACACCAUUAAGUUUGAAAAGACACUGUUAGUUCACAGGCCUACGAUCUUGAUGCUCAGCAUGGAGGAUCGGGUCAUUCCUCGAUACAGGGUUUUACAGAUUCUGAAGUCAAAGAGGCUGUUGAAGAGGGAGCCGAGUUUUAUUAAUGUCUUGAGUUUGACAGAUGAAGAAUUUCUGGACAAGUUUAUAUCGAGGUUUGCAGAUGAUGCUGAGGAAUUGUUGGUAGCUUACAAGGGUCAUACUUUACAGGAAGUGGAUGAAUGAGGAUCCAAAUGGCAUCUUCUAUUCAAUUUGGCUUAGCAAAAUUUUUGUUUUUCUUUUUUGGGAGCCUUGGACUUCUGUGAGAUUUAAACUGUACCUUCCAUCUCCAUCCUUUCCUGUGUUGAGAUCACAGUGUUUGCUGGAAAAGCCUUUCAGAGAAUGAACAGAAAGCUUUGGGAAUGUGAAAUAUCUUUCAUAAUUCUCUAGAAUGGACAGAAUUUGCCGUUGAACCCAUAUCUGAAAACAGCAUUCCAUUUUGUACCAAUGUUGAUCACAAGUUGAAUAACUGCAGAAGCUCAGAUUGAGUUCAGUUGCAUGAUCAAGAAGGCUAAGGAAUGGACUGUCUCAUAGAAAUGGGAAGAUCCUCAAAAGCAAUGGAUGAAUUGCUCGAGUGCAUUCUUCCUGCUAGAGGUUUCUUUAGGGAUGUGUUUGGUGUGUGAACAGAAAUGGAAAUAGGAUAAGAAUGGAGGUGAAUUAUAAUAUCUUGUAGAAGAAAUGAAUCAAGAUCCUGUGAGAGUGGGAUGUGGUUUCCAUUUCCAAAUAAAUGAGAAAUAGAAUUGAUUUCUCAUUCUCAUUCUCAUUCUUUAUUCUAACAUUUCAAACAUAGCCUAAAGGAAUAAUCCAUCAUUGAUUGCUUUUGGAGUGUA
Messenger RNA from Vitis riparia (riverbank grape), 1934 nucleotides. RefSeq names its product transcription termination factor MTERF5, chloroplastic. The coding region runs from base 118 to 1290 and encodes 390 amino acids. Gene Ontology annotation, biological process: chloroplast organization; regulation of DNA-templated transcription. Gene Ontology annotation, molecular function: double-stranded DNA binding. Lineage: Eukaryota; Viridiplantae; Streptophyta; Magnoliopsida; Vitales; Vitaceae. The transcript is spliced from 3 exons. The record is from RefSeq and is a predicted model, not a curated record. Gene Ontology annotation, cellular component: chloroplast.